UUCGGGUUUCUCAAUCCUGCGGUCAUCAUACAAGCUGCACACAUCAUCCCAGCAUUCGCUUAUAGAAGGACAGCAGACUUGCUACCAGCAUCACCCUUUGCUCAUUUUCUAUGCUAUGAUCUUUAUUUUACUCGUCUGUUUUAUCUGUUUGAUAGGUUUGUUGAUCAUGACAUGUUCAUGCGCUAUCUAGGCAGUGGUAUAGAACACAAAGGUACU
Molecule: messenger RNA, 216 nt
Organism: Laetiporus sulphureus 93-53
Lineage: Eukaryota; Fungi; Basidiomycota; Agaricomycetes; Polyporales; Laetiporaceae
Exons: 2
Source: RefSeq, a predicted model, not a curated record